AUGCGGUGGACCCUCGAGCAAGAAGUAGCGCAAAGGCUCGCUUCCAGUCUGCCCAACGCCAGCGAACUGCUCGCACAACGUGUCAUCUCGCUCUCGCGUUCCCUGCCAUCGGACAAGGCUUUCGUCAACGCUGCUCGAGCUUUUGGCAGAUUCCAAGACAGUUUCCUCGUCGAACUGCGCAGCUUCAUUGCGUCGCAUCCAGAUCAAGCAACGGGCAGUAGCGACAGCAGCAAUGGGAUCGCAACUUGCCAAUCGAACCCAACGACGACGGCCGAACCACAGCGCGAGAGGGCUGGUCUUUCGACUCUAGGCGGAGAAAAACACGUCUUCAAGGCCAAACCGGCUGUGAACAAGCGCUCAGAGGCCAACAACAGCUCAGCGACUGCCAUAAAGCGCCAACGUGUUUCUGGUGCACAACUGAGCCAUUUGCAUGAUGACCUCGACUCGUCCGACUCCAAGCCAACCAACACAGACCCCAUCUUUAAGGCACCGUCUAGAGCAGCCUCUGCCGUCCGGGCUCAGAUGCGAUCACGCGGCAGCGAGACUCCAAGUCAUACCGGAGGCUUGAGCGACACAGCGGCUCGAAGACUCGAAGAGCACCGGCGAAAGCGUGCGAUGGCGGCCGAUGCAAGGACUGAGGCAUCCAGCAAAGGGAAACAGACCGCUUCAUCCAACAAUGGUAGCGGCAGCGAUAGCCAUGUCAAGACCAGCUCGAGCUCACAGUCAACAGGACGUACAGCUGGGGACUCAUGGCGGCCAUCGGAGCGGCAUAGCGAACAAGCUCAACGACCGAGUUUCGAUCGCAGUCGCAACGACGAUCAACGGCGCUCGCAGUAUGGCAGAGACGAUCCCCAAAGGUUGGAGAGACGCACUUGGGACUCGACGCCACGAGGCUCCACUCACAGAUCGAACGGAACGGAUCGCUGGACACCGCAGCGCUCAGAACACAGCUCCAGAGCACAAUCAUCCGAUCCUUCGAUCGCAUCGACUCGUUCAGCUGGCUCCCGUCGCUGGGACGAAACACCAUUGCCACGAGGUGUUUCUCCGACGCCCUCCGCUUUCGGUCGCGAUCUCCGUUCAGAGGAUCGAGCGUGGGACGAGGACGACCGUCAGCUCGAUCGCGACUGGUACGACAUGGAGGAAGGUGGUGUCGCCGCAGACGAGGAACACAAUCCCUUCUCUCAGUACGAAGAUUUGGCCGGUCAAGUCUCUGCUCCUCUCGCUGCCAAGAAGGAAAAGGUCACAGCGCGUCAAGCUCAAUACAACGCCGACUCGGACGCCUGGGAGCGCAAUCGACUGCAAACAAGCGGCGUCGGCCAUCGAACAGCCAUCGACCUCGACAACAUGGACGAAGAUGGCGAGAAUCGCGUCCACUUGCUCGUGCAUGAUCUCAAGCCGCCGUUUCUGGAUGGCAAGACCGUGUUCACAAAGCAGCUGGAGCCCAUCAAUCCCGUCAAGGAUGGAUUGUCUGAUAUGGCUGUUUUUGCACGCAAAGGAAGUCGUCUCGUGAGAGAGACCAGGGAGAAAGCUGAGCGCGCUAAAGCGGCAGGCCAGGUUGCUGCCAUGGGUGGUACCACACUCGGCAACAUCCUCGGGGUCAAAGCGGAUGAUGAUGAAGACGAUCCUUCCGCGGCCUCGAACGGAUCAAACAAAGCAGAAGCCCAACACGCUAACGGCGACCCCAACGACACCUCGGACAACCCAUCCGCUCCCGAAGGCAAAGGCGACUCACAGUUCGCCAAACACCUCAAGACCAGCACCGGCGGCUCCGAGUUCAGUCGCUCAAAAACCCUCAAGGAACAACGUCAAUACCUUCCCGCUUUCGCCUGCCGCGAAGACCUCAUGAAGAUUAUCCGCGAGAACCAGGUGAUCGUCGUCGUCGGCGAGACGGGGUCCGGCAAGACCACGCAGCUGGCGCAAUUUCUCCACGAAGACGGCUACACCAAAUACGGCAUGGUCGGCUGCACUCAACCGCGUCGUGUAGCCGCCAUGAGCGUUGCGAAACGCGUGAGCGAGGAGAUGGAGUGUAAGCUCGGCGGAACCGUGGGCUACUCGAUUCGUUUCGAGGAUUGCACGAGCAGCGACACCAAGAUCAAGUACAUGACCGACGGUGUGUUGUUGCGAGAGAGUCUGAACGAGGCGGAUCUGGAUCGGUACAGUGCGGUAAUUCUGGACGAGGCGCACGAAAGGUCGCUGAGCACUGACGUGCUGAUGGGUCUUCUCCGAAAGAUUCUGCAACGAAGGCGGGAUCUCAAGUUGAUCGUCACUUCGGCUACGAUGAACGCGGACAAAUUUGCUUCGUUCUACGGCGGCGCGCAGACGUUCACGAUUCCAGGAAGAACCUUCCCAGUCGAUGUGCUGUUCAGUAAGACCCCUUGCGAAGAUUACGUCGACAGCGCCGUCAAGCAAGCGCUCUCCAUUCACCUCUCCCACCCCAAAGGUGAUAUCCUCGUCUUCAUGACCGGUCAAGAAGAUAUCGAAGUAACGUGUCAGAUCAUCACCGAACGACUCUCUCAAAUCGACGAUGCACCUCCCCUUCUCGUGUUGCCCAUCUACUCUCAAAUGCCGGCCGACCUGCAGGCCAAGAUCUUCGACUCCUCGGAAAAUGGAGAACGCAAAUGCAUCGUCGCAACCAACAUCGCCGAAACGUCGCUCACCGUGGACGGCAUCAUGUACGUCGUCGAUGCGGGAUACUACAAGCUGAAGGUGUACAAUCCCAAGGUGGGAAUGGAUUCCUUGCAGAUCACGCCCAUCUCGCAGGCCAAUGCGAACCAGCGUUCCGGUAGAGCUGGUCGAACGGGUAGCGGUACAGCGUAUCGACUGUAUACCGAAAUUGCCUUUCGGAACGAGUUGUUCGCCAACACGAUUCCGGAGAUCCAACGUACGAACCUCGCGAACACAGUGUUGAUGCUCAAGAGUUUGGGAGUGAACAACCUGCUCGACUUCCACUUUAUGGACCCCCCACCGCAGGAUACGAUCCUCAACAGUAUGUAUCAGCUCUGGGUGUUGGGUGCGCUCAACAAUGUGGGAGAAUUGACUAGUCUCGGAAAAAAGAUGGGAGAAUUUCCGAUGGAACCGAGUCUAUCGAAAAUGUUGAUCACGAGCGUAGAGUAUGGAUGUUCGGUGGAGAUGUUGACGAUCGUCAGCAUGUUGUCGGUUCCGUCAGUGUUUUAUCGACCGAAGGAGAGGAUGGAGGAGAGCGAUGCUAGCAGGGAGAGGUUCUACGUUGCAGAGUCGGACCAUCUCACGUUGCUGCACGUGUACAACCAGUGGCGCAACAACGGAUACCGCGACUCUUGGUGCAGCAAACACUUCCUGCACUCGAAAACGCUCCGCAAAGCGAGGGAAGUUCGAGUUCAGCUGGAAGACAUUAUGAAGUCGCAAAAGCUGCGGUUGGCUUCAUGCGGUACGGACUGGGAUGGAAUUCGAAAGUGCAUCACCGCGGGGUACUUCCAUCAAGCAGCGAGAUCGGCGGGGAUUGGAGAGUACGUCAACUGUAGGACGGGGAUCAAAAUGUUCCUGCACCCUACUUCGGCGCUGUACGGUUUGGGUUACAGUCCGGAGUACGUGGUGUAUCAUCAGGUGGUGUUGACGAGCAAGGAGAUGAUGAACACGGUGACUCAGGUGGAUCCGCACUGGCUGGCCGAGCUGGGUGGUGCUUUCUACUCGAUCAAAGAGAGGGGGAGUACGAGUGGACUGGCGCGCAAGAGGAGGGAAGGGGAUCUGGAUAAGUUGACGAGCUUGGAGCAGCAGAUGAUGAAGGACAGGGAGGAUGAGGUUGUGAAGGAAAAAGAGAGGAGAGACAGAGAGAAGAGAAAGGCGGCGGGUGGCGAGACUCCGAUGAUCGCGACUCCGGGGGCCACACCGUUUCGGUCUCGUGCCAGGCGGUUCGUCUAG
This is a messenger RNA of Pseudozyma hubeiensis SY62, 3897 nucleotides long. Its product is annotated as pre-mRNA splicing factor. The transcript has a single exon. Gene Ontology annotation, biological process: mRNA splicing, via spliceosome. Gene Ontology annotation, cellular component: intracellular anatomical structure; spliceosomal complex. The record is from RefSeq and is a predicted model, not a curated record. Lineage: Eukaryota; Fungi; Basidiomycota; Ustilaginomycetes; Ustilaginales; Ustilaginaceae. Gene Ontology annotation, molecular function: ATP binding; RNA binding. The coding region runs from base 1 to 3897 and encodes 1298 amino acids.